AUGUCAGAAAAUGCUCGGUGGCGCGCGUGGAGCCGAGUUGAAUCAACCAAAUGGUGCAGACUCUCAUUCAAAUCUAUCCAUCGCGGCCGAUUAACCACUUGUACUAGUCUGAUCAUAGGUCUCCUUCUACACGACGCCUGGCUAUCUGAGCUUUUCUCAAUGAGUCCUAUCAUACAGGCUCACACUCUGACCAUCAAUCUUCCGCCGUCGAACAACCUAUAUGAAGCCCCAGACUGUCAUGCGUGGUCACAGCUCUUGACCAACACUUUAAACAACGAUAACAUCCUCGAGCUCUUACCACACACCUUCAGUCUACCGGACUUAGACGGCCCUAUGCAUACUUUUUCCAUGUAUGGCCUCCUAUGUUCUGUUCUGCUUCGUGUCAAUGCAGAUAUGUGUCGGCUUGUCUCCAACUCCGAUAUAGUUCCAGCAAGUCAGCAUCGACAUGUACCUUGGAGAAUUUUUCAGAUCGACCAACGAGCAAGUAUCGCGGUCCCUCUACUUACCAGUUUAAUCAAAUUUUAUGAUGAAACUCUCCGCAGGUCGAACCCUAAUUGCAUUGUCAUUUGGCACAGCGUGUGCAUCCUUUUGACAGUCGAUACCAAUAUCCUCGCGCGCGCUGCCGGUCGAGAAGGACCAGAACAAAUGUCACAGGCUCGCAUUGACCUCUCUACCUGGGUGGAUACGACUGCCGCGCGGCGGGCAUGUCUUCAUGCAGCCCAAACAUUCAGGACUUUGUUGCACCGAAAACCUGCCGAUGGAACAGCCUUUCAGUCGGUUCGAACUUUGUUCAUGUCGGCACUUGUUCUUGGGAUGUACAUUUUGCUGGGCCCUGAUCAUCCAAGACCAGGUCGUUCCGAUAGCAGUCAUUUUGAUCUCGCUAGCACGGAGCUUGACUGGCAAGCGAUUGGCAAUACGGGAUUUUACGAUCCUAUCUCAAGGCCAUUAGCCAAGUCAGUGGAGCAAGAAGAUCCCGGAAUCAAAUUCAUUCGUGACGGUGGGCCAAUCAUCAUCGAUGGGAUCGUUUAUGAGCGAGGGUCUCGACAUGCGCAGCGCAUCAUUCUGGAGUUUGCCAGUCUUUUGGAUGAAGUGGGGACACAUUGGAUGGCGGACUAUGCGCGACUACUGUAUAUAAUUCACGACACCAUGGUGGAACCAACCGUUACAUCAUGA
Molecule: messenger RNA, 1173 nt
Organism: Penicillium maclennaniae
Lineage: Eukaryota; Fungi; Ascomycota; Eurotiomycetes; Eurotiales; Aspergillaceae
Exons: 1
Coding region: 1-1173 (390 amino acids)
Source: RefSeq, a predicted model, not a curated record